Messenger RNA from Acaromyces ingoldii, 1019 nucleotides. RefSeq lists its product as hypothetical. The transcript is spliced from 2 exons. Lineage: Eukaryota; Fungi; Basidiomycota; Exobasidiomycetes; Exobasidiales; Cryptobasidiaceae. The record is from RefSeq and is a predicted model, not a curated record. Bases 324 to 770 code for a protein of 148 amino acids.
GACGACUCCUUGCCUCUGGAGUACCGGCGUUGCAUCGUUUCACCCUCUCGCUCCCCCUUCUCUUUCCCCAACACGCCCAUCGACAUUCUUUCAGAAACGGCAAAGGACCUUACGAGUCCGGACGUACUAGUUGUUCACUAUUGAGACGCCCGCAAAGUCGCAUUGACCUCUGAGUCUAGAUCGGAAACGACAGAAAGGAGAAAACCCACAGCGCAAACGGAGACGCGCCUCGGCUUGGGACUCGAGAGGCAGGACGAAGAGACGGCACUCAGGAAAGCAACGAACGCUAGGCUCUGAGGAGAGAGGGACAAAAGGAAGGCGCGAUGUUGUACCGUUUCACUUCGAUUCUGGUCGUCGCUGCGGCGCUGUGCAUCCUGCUAUUGACGGCCCAACCGGGCGCGGCGCAGAACGCGACACCGGCGCCGUCGAGCAACAGCAAUAACAGCAGCAACCGAUCGUCCUCGACGAGCGGCAAUGCGACUAUGAGCGGAAAUGUGACAGUGAGCGGCAAUUCAACAGCCAGUGGCAACCAAACUUCGUCGAGCACGCCGACGACCUUCCCAACAGCUACAAUCCCUUCGACAGGCGGUUUCGCAGGCACGCAGGUCGCGCCUGGUCCUGUGGCGACGGGAAGCGGGGGCAAAGCGCUUGGACCCGACGACAACUACAUCGCUGGCGCCGUGGCAAGAUAUGGCGGCGGUGCUCGAGGCCUCGUCUCGCUUGCGCUGGGCGUUGGCACCCUCUUUGUCGCGGGCUACCUCGUCUUGUAGCCAGCCUCCUUCGAGAGACGCAUCACAACCUUGCACAUCCUCAUGGACAUUUCUCCUACCUUGUUCCUCACGCCCCGAAGUCAACCCUCUUCUUCCCUUCCCUUCUCCCCCCUCUGGCGCUAUCUCUGAACCCGACCCUGUAUUAUGUAUCCAAGCCAUGAAAUCGUGUCUCAUCUUACAAUAGCCAUCUUUCACACUGCCACCAGCUUUUCUCGGACUUCGGACGCUUGUGGCAAUAUCAGUCGAAUG